AUGUACCCCGCACAGCAGAAGUACUCGACUUAUGAUCAGGGAUUUUUGGUAUUGGUCACCGCUCUCGGCAAAUGGGCUCACUUCCUGCGAGUUGCAAAGGUCACCGCAUACACAGACCACCAUGCACUUACUCAUUUACGAACGAUCAAAGCAUCAAAGCCAUUACGAGGACGAACUGAUCGAUGGAUAGAUUUUGUGGCGGAGUUUCCAAACCUCAUCAUCACAUAUUUACCGGCGCCCAACCUAUUAGAUGACGGGGGAGAUAUCAAAGGUGACGACAGGGGCAAUGCAGGAGGGGAGCCCAAAGACUCGGGGGGGCCUCCAGCAGGAGAAGGCACCGCGGGGCCCCGUUCUGGGCCCUCCCGCGGCUCCGCAACCCUUUCUGGGGAGGACCUCUCCAAUGCGUAUAACUUGGGCCUCCGUAACAACAACGAAUUGACACAGCAGCUGCUUCUUGACCAGGGUUGGUCGCGGGAAAAGAUCGUCGCGGUCUUCAACCGACUAAAUGAGGCGCGAGCUGGAGUCAUCCGGAAGAAGGGCGAUAGUGUGUGCUGCGUCGUCCGCCCUGCCAACGUAAUCCCUGCCUUGAAACAACUCGACGCGCUUGACUACAAAGUUUACUGCGCCGUGGAGUUAGCGGGAAACACCGGUGUAUGGACGGCGGACAUUCGCAAGACCACAGGCCUCCAAACGCACAUUAUCCAGAGAGGGGUUCGAAAUCUGUGUGAGAACCUGCAGCUCAUAAAGCCUGUGAAGAGUAUCCACGUUAAAAACAGAAAAAUGUACAUUUUGGCGCAUAUGGAACCUGCUAAAGAGAUAGCUGGUGGCUCUUUCUACACGAAUGGGGAAUUCAACGAAGAACUUGUGGAGCAACUGCGCGAGCGCCUGGCCAUGUUCUUGUCCAACGCCCGGUCAUCCACUUUCUCGGCUCUUGUAGCUUUCAUGAGGAGCAGCGGCGAUGUGGGCGGGGGCUCCUUCACAGACGAGGAUAUUUCUCAGUUGGUGGCCACCCUUGAGUGUGAAGACAAAGUAGCCCGAAUACGCACAGGGACUGAAACUACCUUUGUCUGGAACCAAAGCGAAAACCUGCGACUGCUGGACAGUGUACCCUGCAUCGGCUGUCCUCUCGUGGGGGACUGCAGCGCGGAGGGCAGAGUCAAUCCGAGAGAAUGCACCUACCUUUCGCAUUGGCUUGGACUCGAUGUGGAUGGAGAGGCUCAGGGCGAGGAGGAGAUUGACGCGUAG
Messenger RNA from Eimeria maxima, 1245 nucleotides. RefSeq names its product DNA-directed RNA polymerases III, 39 kDa polypeptide, putative. NCBI's taxonomy places the organism in Eukaryota, Apicomplexa, Conoidasida, Eucoccidiorida, Eimeriidae. Bases 1 to 1245 code for a protein of 414 amino acids. The record is from RefSeq and is a predicted model, not a curated record. Gene Ontology annotation, biological process: transcription by RNA polymerase III. The transcript has 11 exons. Gene Ontology annotation, cellular component: RNA polymerase III complex.